Colossoma macropomum (tambaqui) is the source of this 4411-nucleotide messenger RNA. It is a transcript of the gene wipf2b, whose product is annotated as WAS/WASL interacting protein family, member 2b. Bases 1037 to 2392 code for a protein of 451 amino acids. The record is from RefSeq and is a predicted model, not a curated record. The transcript is spliced from 8 exons. Gene Ontology annotation, molecular function: actin binding. Lineage: Eukaryota; Metazoa; Chordata; Actinopteri; Characiformes; Serrasalmidae.
AUGGACACUCAAAAAUCAUUUGCAUGGUGAAAUGGUUCUUCAGAUUGAUGGAGAACAUGUUGUAUAGGGUUCUAUGUAUAUUCUUAGAAAAGGUGGUUGUUUAAGGGGGAUUGGGUGAAGAUGCUGGUUCUGUAAAGAACCAUGGACACUCAAAAAUCAUUUGCAUGGUGAAAUGGUUCUUCAGAUUGAUGGAGAACAUGUUGUAUAGGGUUCUGUAUACGUUCUUAAAAAAGGUGGUUGUUUAAGGGGGAUUGGGUAAAGAUACUGGUUCUAUAAAGAACCAUGGGCACUCAAAUCAUUUGCAUGGUGAAAUCAUUCUUCAGAUUGAUGGAGAAUGUGUUGUGUUGUAUAUGGUUCCACGUAGAACCACGCUUACACUUUACAAGUCUGACAUCGUAACAGAACCCCCCUUGUUUAUCCUAUUUAGUAUAACUAUGUACAGCAUGAUCUCCAUCAGUCUGAAGAACAGUCUUACCAUGCAAAGGACCAUAUAAGCAUGCAAAUGGUUCUAAACAGAACUGUUCUUUUUGCUGAAUAACCCUUGAAGAACCAUCUUUAUUAAGCGUGAGGCUCAGCUGCUGAACAGGCUUUGCAUUACAAGGCGCUGUGAAAACCUGCAAAUUAGGUUAAAAUUGAAAAUGUGGGACUUAAAGAGUGACGUGGUGUAGAUCUACAGGACGGUGUUAUUGAUCAUGAUUUACAGUGAAGUCUGUGUUUUACAGCGUGUGAAAGGCUGACAGGCUGAGAUCUGGUUGAUGAGUCAGAACCUGAAUCUUUAUUAGCCGUACGUGGAGUUUCUCUGGGUCUCUGCGUCAACAGGGUUUUAAAUAAAACAGAGAAAACAUACAGAUAUAAAAUAACACAUGAAAUGAUCUGCAUCAGAACAUCCGAGCCAGAACCACCUGGUUCAAGAACAGGUUCUACCCUCGAGCUGUUCAACUGUCACGCUGACGGCACCACAAACACAGGUGUCUGUUUCCAUGUUUAUCUGAGUGAGUGUUCUGAGCUCAGCUCCACUCACUGAAGGCCGGUCAGGAUGCCCAACGCUCCCCCACCCCCUCCACCACCAGGGGGACCCCCUCCACCCCCCACCUUCAGCCAGGCGAACACUACCCCACCCAAGCUGUCUCGAGACGAAGCGAAGGGCCGAGGAGCCUUACUGUCUGAUAUCUGUAAUGGGACCAGGUUGAAGAAGGUGCCCGUGGUGAAUGACCGGAGCGCCCCCCUCAUCGAGAAGCCCAAAGGAGUCGGUGGGGGUGGAGCCAGCAGUGGGGGCGGAGCUAGCAGUGGAGGUGGAGCCAGCAGUGGAGGCGUGACGUCAGGAGCUCAGCCAAUGGGUGGCUUGUUUCAAGGCGGUGUGCCUAAACUGCGGCCUGUAGGAGACGGUUCCGUAGGCCGGUCUGCCAUGCAGCCCCCCUCCUCCCGCCCUGCGGCCCCCCGCCCGCCCUGCCGUGCUGAUGAGACUGAAGUCCAGCAGCAGGCGUCUCCGCCGGAGUCGGGUCGUUCUCAGCGCCCGUCUCUGCCGGACCUGUCUCGCCCCCCCAGUGCCACCAGCAGCCCCUCCCCCGGCAUGAAGCACAGCACCUCAGCCCCGCCCCCACCCCCGCCCAUGUCUCGCCGGGGCAACGCCCCACCAGCCCCUCCCCAGAAAGCCACCGGGGCGCCGUACAACCGCGAGAAGCCCCUCCCCCCGACCCCUGGUCAGAGGGGUCCGUCACCUGCCCCAGGGCCGCCCCCUCCUCCCCCCGUCAAACCGCCCCCCUCACCCGUCAGCAACCGCUCCUCUUCCUCCUCCUCCUCCUCUUCAUCCCUGGCCCCGCCCCCUCCACCCCCCUACCGCCAGCAGAUCUCCGUCACCAACGGCCCCUCCAGCCCAGUUAACGAGGCGGCCCCCGAACUCCCCCAGCGACACAACUCCCUCAGCAAGAAGCCCGCCCCAGGGAGCCACACCCCUACCAGAGCCCAUGCCCCACCCCCUCCACCCUCCCCCACACCGCAGGCUGGGAGACCCCCGCCCCCAGCACGGGACCCUCCGGGACGGGCCGCAGCUCCUCCGGUACCCGGGCAGACGUCUCGGAACGGUCGGGAUGCCCCUCCACCGCCACCCCCCUAUCGGACUCACGGUAGCUCUUCAGAUCCGCCCAGCCGAGGCAAGCCCCCCCCACCCCCAUCCCGCACCCCCGCCGGACCCCCCCCCCCACCCCCGCCCAUCCGCAACGGACACACCUCCAACCCCCGCUCCUUCGUAGAUGACUUUGAAUCCAAGUAUUCUUUCCAUCCGCUGGAUGACUUCCCCCCUCCAGAGGAGUACAGACACUUCACUAAAAUCUAUCCCAGCAAAGCCAACAGAGUGGUGAGGGGGGCGCCUCCUCUCCCCCCGGUGGGCAGGUGAACACUGUGACCGGUCACAUGGUGCCGUGUGGGAGGCAAGAGUUACACAUUCAUACACAGACAAUCUCACACUAAACUACACACAGCCUGCACCUUAUUAACACCCUCUCUCUCCUCGCUGGACUACAUUCCAUUUCACUCAAACUCCAUCACAGCUUCAGGACUUCACUCCACUGGAGACUGAGAGGGGCAGUAGCAGGAAACCACCUUCAGUGUUGCAUUCCACACCCGGAAUGGCCAGUUCUUUCUUUUCCUGAAGAUGUUGAAGCCCAUAAUAUGUACAUUUUAACUCUACGGUCUGCACAACACAGUACCGUUACUGAGAAAACACAAGUAAAUAAGGUUUGGAUUAACACUUACGGCUCUAUGUGAAUUGAUAAUUAUUGCUGUUACCGUUAUUAUGAAUAUUAACACUAUUUCUUCAAAAAUCCAUUUAAGAUUGAUGCACUGUGAACAUGCCAAUGACUCUGAACGCGGAGGAACUUGCGAACCUGUCCUUGAGUGCAAACUGUAAGAACUGACACUGCUUUAACUUUGACACUCCCCACUUUCUUUAAGUUCUCUCAGGGGGCGUUUGGGACUUGAAUACUUUCCCCUCGCUAAGAAAAACUGCUCUUAGUUCUCUCCAGAAGUGCCAAGAGAAACAGGUCGUAAAUGGCAUGGUUUUGUCUCUAAGUCAUCUCAGGCCUUUCCUUGUCUAUGGUAGGCUCAUUUGCAAGGUGUUGAUGUAAUGACUAUUGAUUUCUUGCUUUUUUUAUUUGGUUGUUGUAAAGUUGCUCUUGCUUUGUUCCACGAGAACUGCCACAACUGUUCCUGUGAAAUAAUUUUUGCUGUAUGUCUUCCAUUUGUUGCGCCUCGACAACGUGACGAAGCUGCUCCGUUUCUGAUGCCCUUCGCUUCGUGCCGUUUAGCUCGAGAGAAAAUAAUCCACACUACAUGUGCUGCCCAGCAUCUUACUGUGCUACAGACAGCUUUGCGUUAACGCUACGUUCAUUCAUGAGCAAAGCCACAACAUGAACACUACUAAAUCCCAAAGGAGUGAAAUGAACCUGAAACCUGGAGUCACUCACUUUGGACUCUUUAAAUGCAUUUAAAAGACUCACUGGGACAAAGAUGAUGGGAACUUGCAUGUGGAGCUGCAGACUGCUGUGCUUUUCAACAUGUUCUUGUUAAGAACCUGCUCUUUGGAUCCUUCUCAUGUUGAUUAUGUGAACUGGAAAAGAGUAGCAAAACAAAUGUGACGUGCAAGGUUCCGAGAUACUUCGUAAUAUUGCUAAAAAAGUGGCUAAUAGUAACUAUCGCGGUAGUUAUUGAGUUCAACUAACUAUUUGGUUACCUUUACUGUUAACUCUGUAUAGUUAGCUCUUAAAUAAGAGGUUUAAUUUAAAGGUGGUUGUAGGACGGGUAGUAAAUCAUUCCUCAUGACUGAUUUCCUUUAACAGGUUCACAGAUUGCCUGCAUUUAUAUUGUAUUUUAAAGGUGCGAAGUUACUGCUGUUGAUGCAUUUCAUACAUUCAUCUCAACACAACAGUAAUAAACAGUACAUACACUAUAUGCAUGUAGUAACCCCACCCCUUUCUGCCUUACACACUGUCAUUAACUCAUCGGUACGCAGUUUCUAAGAAAUAAACAAAACGUGAGACAAAAAAAAAAGUACAUUGAACUAUGUAGAGAAAUAUAAUAGUGAUAGAUCUUAAUCUAUUUUUCAGCUGUAAAAACUGUGUAAUAUAGAGAAUGCUUUGGAGCAGAUGUGAAUAACAUGGGCCUCUAAAAGAGCCUCUGACUAAUCGCUAGCCAUUCGUCUGUACGUCCUAAUAUGAACGUGGCUGAUUGAGGGUUUAUUUUCCUUUCUGUAUUUCUCCCUCUCUGUCACCAGAGGUCAGUGUAGACUUAUUUACAGGAGCAUAAGUUCACUCACAUUGAGAGAGACUCCUUUCUUCAUUCUCACCCUGUUCAAUGCUCUCUGUAUGUUUUGCACUUCUCUGUUGACCAGCCAGUUCAAAUAAAAUCUAAAACAUGG